Molecule: messenger RNA, 1116 nt
Organism: Bipolaris oryzae ATCC 44560
Lineage: Eukaryota; Fungi; Ascomycota; Dothideomycetes; Pleosporales; Pleosporaceae
Exons: 2
Coding region: 1-1116 (371 amino acids)
Source: RefSeq, a predicted model, not a curated record
AUGGCAACCCUCCGUGACACCCCCCGCCAGCCCCGGGAGGGCUACCUCAACUUGACUCGCCGCAUGGAGAAUGAAGAGCAGGACCAGUUUGAUGUCGAUCUGACCAUCCUCGACUUUCUCGUCUUCAAAGCCACCGGCCUCAUCUUCGAGUGGAAGUCAAGCAGUGACCCCUACCAUUCAGACCUUCCCAAUGCCCUAGUCAACAUGACUGCCGUAGAUUGGAGGGUCUUUCUUGGCCACCGGCACCAAGGCCGCUGUCUGGACCCCAAGGCCUCAUUUCGGUCGCGCCUGCUUCAGUUUGCUCUACUCUUCACCCACCGCCUGCACCACACCGAAACAUGGACCACCGAAGCAUCUCUCAACAGCCUGCGCGACCAAAACAAGAGCCGCGGCGAGUACUGGCGCCAGCGAACCCAGCACCCACCCGCACUCGAGCAACCUUUUGACCAGCACAAGGACUUUCCCCUUUCAGAUGGCGCUCUCUACGAAAACCGUUCCGAACUCGCAUCUGCCCUAAGGAUGCCCAUGGACCAACGAAGAUGGGUCACCGACGUCGCCAGCACCCCCUCUCUUCACUGUCUCCUCCCCGUCUUCAUCGAGCUGACCGCCGCCCGCGCCACCCUCGACGACACCUGGCUCCCCACCUCUAAAUGGUACGACCUAGCCGCCCAAUUCAUGCUACAAGCCGUCAUCGGCGAGUACCUCCGCAACGGCUCCUACGGCCCGGAAACCUUCAACACAAUCUUCUCCUAUGGCUGCCCCGGCGUCGAGCGCUGGGCCGACGAACCCACCGAUGUCUCCGCUAUGCGCAUCCUAUUCUGCGACCCGGAUAACCAGCGCCAAGAAAAUCGCGAGUGGACACGCAUCAAGCGCCGCUAUAUCGAUGAGUUGUUGCCCAAAGAUCGAGCCCAGUCGAGUCUUCAGGCCCUACAGGCCGCACAGCAGCGGUAUCCCUAUGCCGCGUUUGAACGGGCGUUGCUGGCGUUUUUGCAGAGUCUGCAUGAGGGGCUGGUCAAGCCUGAUCUUGCGCAGGUGGAAGAGGGGAGAAUCAAUAUCGAUGGGAGUGAGUUGUCAGAGGCUGAGUCGAGAGCCAUGAUUCGACGCAUGGGGUUAUGA